Molecule: messenger RNA, 12374 nt
Organism: Gymnodraco acuticeps
Lineage: Eukaryota; Metazoa; Chordata; Actinopteri; Perciformes; Bathydraconidae
Gene: nsd1b
Product: nuclear receptor binding SET domain protein 1b
Biological process (GO): regulation of DNA-templated transcription
Cellular component (GO): chromatin; nucleus
Molecular function (GO): protein binding; histone H3K36 methyltransferase activity
Source: RefSeq, a predicted model, not a curated record
GUAUGAGAUGCCAGUUUGUUGGCACAACUUUGGCAUGUGACAUGUUGGUGAUGGCAGCCUGGUUUAGGUUAAUAAUUGAUGCUGGUAAUUAAGAAGAGGGGCGGGGCCAGUUUUUAGAGGUGUCAUGUGGACGUCUGGUGUGUUUUCUUUUUUAUAGGUGGCUGCCAGCUCAGAUUUUCUUAGUUUUUAUUUCUAGGAAAAACGAUUUACGGCCCCUUCUGCUCUCUAUGCUGUGGACCGGCUGGGAGGGAGGCAGUGGUGACGCCUGGCAGUGCGCACAGAGAGAGGGGCUGACUUUCAGAGUAUGCAGGCAGGAAACAGCCAUUCAACAGAGCAGGGAUGUAUACACGGCGAAAUAUAAAGUAGUUAUCUCAAAGCAGAAGGGGGAGUGUCGCUGCCUGAAUCUCUAAUUCCAGGGGCCGCUGGACCAGGCUUUAGCGCAUGUAGAGAGAAGGAGGGAGGAGGAGGGAGGUGCAGGGGGCAGUGAGAGAGUACGUUUCACAGGAUCCGGGCCUAGUAGUAUUGCCGCUGGGACUCUCCUCAUCCGCUUUCACAAAAUUGGAAAUUGGCACAUUUAAUGGGCAAAAUGAGCGGGUUGAGGGUCAUGUUUGCGCUGAACGACAACAGAAUGGGAGGAACCAUGCCAGCAUGAGUGGGCCUCACCCAGGCCCUGGCAGGGAGACUCAUCAGUCCGGCUGCCCUUUGACCCCCGGGCGCGACCUCUCCGCCUCCAGACACCAUGACCACAGGAUCGGGUUAAACAUGUCUGCCUCCUCCCUCAAGCAUGCAUCCAUGUAUGGGUUUACAAAAACGGAGCACUCCUCCUCUUCCUCCUCUUCAUCCUACAGUCCUCUGAGGAGGCUGCAGCAUCUCACAUCCAUGGUGAGCCAGCCGGACCUGGUGCUGCCGGUGAGGGAGCCGGAAAGGAGCUGGGAGUGGGGGGGGAAUAAGAAGGAGAGGGGGAAGGAGAUGGAGACGGACUCCUGGGCUGACUGCACGAGCGGGGAUUAUUCUGGCAGCCAGAACACAAGCAGGGAGGAAAACUAUUGUGGCUCUUCCUCUGGACCAAAACAACCUGUGGUCCAGAGUAGAAGUCGAGACAUACCUGCAGCUCCUGACGUCUCGGAGAAAAAGACAGAAGGUCUGUUCUCAGGUCCGCCCAGCCCGGCCUUCUCUCUGGACAGCAACAGCCCCUUUGCUAACGGCUUCCUCCACUUUGAGUCCUCUUUGUUUGAGGAUGACGAUGAAGAGCAGGAGGCGGUGUCCCCUCUGGACGGAGGCUUGGAUAAACACGACAGGCCGGAGAAUCUUCUCCCAUCCACUCCUGGAAACGUGAAUUCAGACUCCAAGGAUGCUACCCUGUCCUCAGCCAAGGUGGUGACCCGGUCCCAGUCCUCGGGUCAGCGCCGGAGAUACUGGGACGGCUCGGAUGACGAGUGGGAGAGCGGCUCCGAGCUGCUCCUGCUGGACGAUAGUCCCACAAGGCAUUCAAUGCAGAACAGCCUCAAGAAAAAGGCUGUGCCAUCUCUGAAGUUCUUAGAGGGUGAAGUUAUUUGGGCAAAGUUAAACCGAAGACCAUGGUGGCCCUGCGAGGUGACCGUUGACCCCGCACAGGGAAUCUAUCACAAAGUGAAAGAGCCCAGUGACCGGCCCAGUCGGCUCUACCAUGUCAGGACCUUUGGGGAGCCUUUGGAGCUAACCUGGGUGGAGGAAAAAUCAACUCACAGUUUCCACGGAGGCUUUGAAUUCGAUCAGCUCCCCCUACUGCGCCGGAAAGGGAAGCAACGGGAGCAGAACUACAAAAACAUUAUUGCAAAGCGUUUACAGGACUCAUGGAAAUCCAGUGUGGCAGAAGCUGAAUUUGUUGUCCAAGCAAGACACCAAAUGUCUUCUUCCUUUCCUUCGUUCAUAGACGAUGACUUUCAAGACAGUUUCUCACCGGAGACAGAGCGCAAGGCCAAUCCAACUUUUACUCCCUCCACUUCACCGACCCUUCCUGAGACUUUCUACAUGACCAAUGGGUCCAUUUCACCCCCAAUUACAACUCCAGCAAAGCCAAGCACUUUAAAUAAAUCAUCUGGAAAGAAGCAACCAAGUAAAUCAUCAAAGGACAGUUGUAGUAAACACUCCAAAAAGUCAAAGAUAUUGCGUAAUAGUCCUGACCAAUCAGAGAGAGACAAUGGAGAGUGCCCAUAUUCUGACAUUGACUCUGUCCCUAAGAUUUUGUGUCCUAAAGCACUUGAACGUCAGUCUAAGAUUACUCCAACUCAGCCACUGGUCACAAUUGUUAAAGAAGUGAAGAAGCAGCCAGAGAUUCAAACUGGUCUUUGGUUCAGUAAAUCAGGCAAAGACAGACGACCUAAAACAACCAGUUCAAAGUCGGACCGCACUCUCUUCAGUAAGGUGCCCUGUAAGAAAAAAAACUCAUUUGCAGCAAGUAAAAAGUCAGUACUUCCUAGUUUCUCCACCUCCAGUGAGCAGCUGGGGUUUUCAGACAGGCAUAAGACUCCUGGUGAAACAAAACUGUCACCUGAACAGCCAGUACAUUUGAAGUGUAAAAACACUGUGAUUGCUAACAAGCCGUUUGUAACAACCAGCAGUACCCCUUACAAGUCAAGUUUGUCAGACAACCGUAAGACUCUGGAACCGGCUGAAUCAAAUCUGACAACUGAACAGUCACAACAUUUGAAGUGUAAAAACACAUUGGUGGCUAAUACGUCUUUGGGUACAACUGCGAGUCCCACAGAGCAUUCAUGGUUUUCAGAAAAGCAUAACACUCUGGUACCUGCUGAAACAAAUCUACAACAUAAACAGCCAGGACAUUUUAAGUGUUUUAACACAAAGGUUGCUAAUAGGCCUUUUAGUACAUAUGUCAGUACCAAUGACCUAUCAGGGUUGUCAGACAAGCAGAGCUCACUGGUCUUUGAUACGUUAGACGUGCCCUUUGAUAAGUGUAGAUAUUCAAAGGAUAGAAAGACAGACUGUGAUACAAUUGAACCUGUUACAGUCUUACCAUUGGAUCAAUUGGGUAGGUCACAUGUUAAAAAAAACAUAAAACCCAGCCCACUCAUUUUCAAUGAUCAAUCAAUGUUGAGUGUAAAGACAGUCAGUCAAACUCCACAUUCAGACACAAUUGCUAAUUAUAAGGUCCAUCCAAUCGACAGGAUUUCUGACCAAGCAGACGAAAAGCAUAGAAAAAAGUUGAGUGUAAAGAAAUUCAGCAAAACUCAACACUCAGACCCAAUAGCUAGUAAAACGGUCCAAGUAAUUGACAGGAUUUCUGACCAAUCAGAAGAAAAAGAAAGUGAGAAGUUGAAUGUAAAGACAUUCAGUGAAACUCAACAUUCAGAGACAACAGCUAGCAAAAAGGUCCAUGUAAUCGACAAGAUCUCUGACCAAUCAGAAGAAAAGCAAAGAAAAAAGUUGAGUGUAAAGAAAUACAGCAAAACUCAACACUCAGACCCAAUAGCUAGUAAAACGGUCCAAGUAAUUGACUGGAUUUCUGACCAAUCAGAAGAAAAAGAAAGUGAGAAGUUGAAUGUAAAGACAUUCAGUGAAACUCAACAUUCAGAGACAACAGCUAGCAAAAAGGUCCAUGUAAUCGACAAGAUCUCUAACCAAGCAGAAGAAAAGCAAAGAAAAAAGUUGAGUGUAAAGAAAUACAGCAAAACUCAACACUCAGACCCAAUAGCUAGUAAAACGGUCCAAGUAAUUGACUGGAUUUCUGACCAAUCAGAAGAAAAAGAAAGUGAGAAGUUGAAUGUAAAGAAAUACAGCAAAACUCAACACUCAGACCCAAUAGCUAGUAAAACGGUCCAAGUAAUUGACAGGAUUUCUGACCAAUCAGAAGAAAAAGAAAGUGAGAAGUUGAAUGUAAAGAAAUACAGCAAAACUCAACAGUCAGACCCAAUGGCUAGUAAAACAGUCCAUGAAAUUGACAGGAUUUGUGACCAAGCAAAGGCAAAAAGAGAUAAAAAGUUGAGUAAAAAAGAAGCCAAUCCAACUCAACAUUCAGAACCAAUGGUUGAAAAAAAGGUCCAUGAAAUUGACAGCAUUUCUGACCAAGCAGAAGAAAAAGAAAGUCAGAAGUUGAGUAAAAAAAAAGCCAAUCCAACUCAAUAUUCAGAUACGAUGGUCAAUAAAAAGGUCCAUGAAAUUGACAGCAUUUCUGACCAAGCAGCAGAACUAGAAAGUAAAAGGUUGAGUCAAAAAAGAGCACGUCUAACUCUACAUUCAGACACGGUGGUCAAUAAAAAGGUCCAUGAAAUUGACAGCAUUUCUGACCAAGCAGCAGAAAAAGAAAGUAAAAGGUUGAGUAAAAAAAGAGCACGUCUAACUCUACAUUCAGACACGGUGGUCAAUAAAAAGGUCCAUGAAAUUGACAGCAUUUCUGACCAAGCAGCAGAAAAAGAAAGUAAAAGGUUGAGUAAAAAAAGAGCACGUCUAACUCUACAUUCAGACACGGUGGUCAAUAAAAAGGUCCAUGAAAUUGACAGCAUUUCUGACCAAGCAGCAGAAAAAGAAAGUAAAAGGUUGAGUAAAAAAAGAGCCAGUCUAACUCAACAUUCAAACACAAUAGCUGAUCAAAACUACACUGUAGUUGACAGAAUGUCUGACCAAUCAGAAGAAAAGGAAAGUAAAACGUUUAGUGUAAAGACAGUCAGACAAAAUCCACAUUCAGACAUGUUGGCUACUAAAAAUAUCCAUGCAAUUGACAGGGUUUCUGACCAAAGAGAAGAUAAACAAAUACAAAAGUUAAGUGUAAAGAGCUUCAGUCGAACUAAACAUUCAGACAGAAUGUCUGAUGAAAUAGUCCACGUAGUUGAAAGAAUGUCUGACCGAUCAGAAGAAAUAAAAAUUAAGAAGUUGAGUGCAAAACGAGUCAGUCAUACUCAACGUUCAGACUUGGUGGCUAGUCAAGAGGUCCAAGCAAUUGACAGAGGCUCUGACCAAUCAGAAGAAAAGAAAAAAAAAAGUAUUGUAAAGAGAGUUAGUCAAACGGAAGAUUCAGACACACUGGCUCAUAAAAAGGUCCAAGUAAUCAACAGGGUUUCUGACCAAGCAGAAAAGAAAGAAAGAAAGCAGUCGAGUGUAAAGCGAGUUUGUCAAACUGACGAUUCAGACUCAAAGACUGAUAAAAAGGUCCAAGUAAUCGACAGGGUUUCUGACCAAGCAGAAAAGAAAGAAAGAAAGCAGUCGAGUGUAAAGAGAGUUUGUCAAACUGACGAUUCAGACACAAAGACUGAUAAAAAGGUCCAAGUAAUCGACAGGGUUUCGGACCAAGCAGAAGGAAAGGAGGGUAAAAAGUUGAGUGCAACGAGAAUCAGUCAUUCCCAACAUUCAGACUUGGUGGCUAAUAAAAAGGUCCAAGCAAUUGACAGGGUUUCUGACCAAGCAGAAGGAAAGGAGGGUAAAAAGUUGAGUGCAACGAGAAUCAGUCAUUCCCAACAUUCAGACUUGGUGGCUAAUAAAAAGGUCCAAGCAAUUGACAGGGUUUCUGACCAAGCAGAAGAAAAAGAAAGAAAGAAGUUGAUUGUUAAGACAGUUAGUCAAACUGACGAUUCAGACACAAAGACUGAUAAAAAGGUCCAAGUAAUCGACAGGGUUUCGGACCAAGCAGAAGGAAAGGAGGUUAAAAAGUUGAGUGCUAAGAAGAUCAUUCAUACUCAACAUUCAGAGACAGUGGCUAAUAACAAGGUCCAAGUAAUCGAAAGGGUUUCUGACAUGGCAGAAGAAAAUACUUCAUCAGCCAGGUUAAAUGUCGAUGCUUUUGACCCAGUAGCAAGGCUAGAAAUGCAAACAAGUCUGCUCUCCAAGUGUAGGCUACCUUUUGUCAAAUUAAUACGCAAGGACAUGAAGGGUAAGAAGUUCCUUAAUUCCACUGUGACCCUUAAUCCCAAUGACCAACCUGGAUGUACAAAGAAUGAAAUACCAGAUGCUGAAGUACCUGAAAUGUCCUCUAAACAAUCAGAUUGGGUGAACGGCAAGGCAAGUAUCUCCAUUGAUCGUGCAGUCAGUUCAGAAUCCAUAAAGAUCUCAGUUAAGAAGGUAAAAGCAAGUGGUGGGACAGGUGUCCUCCGUCUCUCGUCAGAAUCAUUACCAGAUAAACCUAUUAUUACAUCCAAAGUGGCAAAUGUGCUUGAUGAGUUGGGUAGUCAAGAAUCGGAAAGGGUAUCAGUUUUAAAUGUAAGCAACAUGACUUACUCAUUGUCAAACCAAUCAGAAGGUAGGAAGACUCUUGCAUCCAAUGAAUCAAGCAUGACCACAGACCAGUUAGGCAACUCAGAACAAAAAAUGACCUCUGCCAAUAGUACAGCUUUUGAUAAAACUCCAUCUUCUAUAAAAGCCAAGAAAGUUGUCUCCAAAUUAAAGCUGGUUUCAGAUGAAGUCAAUAGAAUCGUACUCCUUGAGCAGCCUACACACCUCCCAGCGAGCGGUCGGUUGAUGACUCGAGCCCUGAAGGCCAUGCAGGAGGUGGAAGAAAGAAAGCGAGAAAAAGUCAGAAAGAAGGCAGAGCAGACAGAACUCUUAAAUCCAUACAAAACAACUGAGAAUGUCGCAUGCAACUCUGCAUCUAACUCCAAACUGGACUUUUGCACUGAAAUUAAAACUCGUACUGACAAUGAUUGUGAUCAGGACACUUCUAGCUGUAGCACUUCUCCUUUGACACGUCCUGAUUCAGCUGACUUUGAUGUGAAGAGUGAAGAUGAAGAUCUCUCAAUAUCCUCAACUCCUCCAAUGGACUUCAUACCCCUUACCUCUAGGGUAAAGGCAAAGAAUGAAGAUCAAUCCUCUGACAUGCAGCACUCGUCGUCUGCACCUUCCUCACCAUUUUCUUUUAUCAAUUCCUUUAAAAACGUUGAGGAGUUAUCCUUCCAGUCCCUGACAAAUGAGGGUGAAGGUAAACCCAUCUCUUUCAAAGCAGACACAAGCUACAAGUUCAGCACUUUUCUCAUGAUGUUGAAGGACUUGCAUGACACUAGAGAGCGAGAGGGGACCCCUUUAGAGCUUGAAAUUGGGCCACCAAGUGCACAUGUGAAGGAGGAACCUUUAGUGAUGCCUGGGGAGGCUACAUCCGCAGGCCAAGAUCCACAAAUUAAACAGGUUAACAAUGAUUCAAAUUCAAGUCCAGACAAAGUUGAAAACAAACACAAUGAGGAGAGCACAAGUCAGACAUCCAAGAGGCCCUAUAAAAGAAGAAUCAGCUCAACUAUGGUAAAAAAGAAAGCCAACCGUGAGGUGCCUUGUCGUCCCGCCAGGUCUGGCCCUGGUUUCCCAGGACUGGAGUCAUUGCCAACCACAGACUCUUCAUCAGGACUCGAUUGCUCGUCAAGAGACAAGUCACUGUUUGGCAUAGAGACCAGCAGCUGGGAGAGGCACGCUGGAGGAGCUGAAGGAGUAGUUGGGGAGGAGGAUGAUAUGUGGAGUAGAGUAAAUGAGAAUCUACAGAACAUGGUGCCUUUGGAGCAGAGGGGAUGUGAUACUACGCUGUGUCUGGAACAGCCAAAUGGCCUCGUUGCAGAUGGUACUGAGACGACCACGAGCUUCAUGCGCGACACUGGAGGAAGUGACAAGGCUCCAAAAGCACACAAACGAAUAAGAAAACCAAGCAAGAGACUGAUUGAAUGGACUGAAGAGUAUGAUCAGAUUUUCUCCACCAGGAAGAAAAUCAAAAAGCCUCUCCAGUUGAUUGGAAAGGAAACUCAACCCGUUAUGUCCGAACACCCGGGAUCUGACAGCAGCUCACAGGACGACCACCCCUCCUUGAAUUUGCCUCCUGAGAUACAGACGCCACCUCCUGAGGAAAUUCCUACAACAACACCGUCUGAACUACAAAUUCCCAACACUGAAAACACAUCUUCCCAAGAUGCACCUGUACUUUCCAUCGACACACUAACCCCUCCUCCUGAAACUGACCAUUUGCUGACAGAAGGCCUCGUCAAAGGCAAUGGAAGCGCUCCUGUGCUGGAGAGGAAGCGGAAGAGGAAACCCACUCAGAAGAUCCUGGAGUACUGUAUGGAGGCAGAGGCCUCAACGGGCCCCAAGAAAAAGGUCAAAACACUGAAGAACAAUUCAAAUCCUGCUCCUCAGACAGAUGCUGGACCGCCAUCUUUAAAAUCAAAGAGUCGGCAGCCCACAGCCUCCAGCUCAACAGAGGUUUCCUCCAGCUCCACCACAGACCCUCCUCCCAAAUCUCCUGCCCCCUCCCCUCCAGCACCUCCGUCACCUGAACCCACGCUGGAGGAAACACCAUCAGCAGACAUUGAUGCUCCUCAAGCCGAGGACAAGAAGGAGGCGACAGAAUCAGAGGCUGAGCCGUCCUGCUUGGAUCACAGGUUCUCCUCCAUGAAUGACGACUUGUCGCUGUGUGACGAUCCUCUGUCACCCUCAAGGAAGAUCAUAGGGGACCGAGGGGGUCCUGCAUCCUUAAAGGAGAACAUAUGUCAGGUGUGUGAGAAGACGGGGGAGCUGCUGCUGUGUGAGGGUCAGUGCUGUGGAGCCUUCCACCUGGCCUGCAUCUCUCUGGCUCAGGCGCCCAAAGGGAAGUUUGUCUGUCCAGAGUGCAAAUCAGGAGUCCACACCUGCUUUGUGUGCAAAAAGCGCAGUGCUGACGUGCGGCGAUGUAUGAUUCCUGUGUGCGGGAAGUUUUAUCACGGAGAGUGUAUCGCCAACUUCGCCCCGACCGUACCUGUGAACCGAGGUUUCCGCUGCUCCAUCCACGUCUGUCUCACCUGCUUCAUCACCAACCCCAACAGCCCCUCCGUCUCCAAAGGUCGUCUGGUUCGCUGCGUGCGAUGCCCAGUAGCCUAUCAUGCGACAGACCUGUGCAUGGCCGCCGGCACCGUCGUCCUCUCCAACAACAGCAUCAUCUGUCCCAACCACUUCACCCCCCGCCGCGGAGUCAAGAACCACGAGCACGUCAACGUCAGCUGGUGCUUCGUCUGCACCGAAGGAGGCAGUCUGCUGUGCUGCGAGUCCUGUCCCGCUGCGUUUCACCGCGAGUGUCUGAACAUGGAGAUGCCUAAAGGAAGCUGGUUCUGCAACGACUGCAAGGCCGGGAAGAAACCUCACUACAAGGACAUCCUCUGGGUGAAGGUCGGCCGCUACAGGUGGUGGCCAGCGGAGGUCAGCCAUCCCAAAUCGAUCCCAGAGAACAUCCUGCGCAUGAGGCACGACGUCGGGGAGUUUCCGGUCCACUUCUUCGGCUCCAACGACUACCUGUGGACCUAUCAGGCGCGCGUCUUCCCGUACAUGGACGUGGACGCCAACAGCAGAGAGAAGAUGGGGAAAGGAGUGGACGCCACCUACAGGAAAGCUUUGGAGGAGGCGGCUGUUCGGUUUCGGGAGCUGCAGGCAGAGAAGGAGCUCCGGCAGCUGCAGGAGGACAGGAAGAACGACAGGAAGCCUCCGCCGUACAAACACAUCAAGGUGAACCGACCAAUAGGAAAGGUUCAGAUCUUCACGGCCGACCUAUCAGAGAUCCCGCGCUGUAACUGCAAGGCGUCAGACGAGAGUCCGUGUGGGAUGGACUCUGAGUGCAUCAACCGCAUGCUGCUCUACGAGUGUCACCCUCAGGUUUGCCCGGCGGGGGAGCGCUGCCUGAAUCAGGCGUUCAGCAAGCGUCAGUAUAGCCAGGUGGAGAUCUUCAGGACGCUGUCCCGAGGGUGGGGGCUGCGCUGCGUCCACGACAUCAAGAAGGGUCACUUUGUGAGUGAGUACGUCGGGGAGGUGAUCGACGAGGAGGAGUGCCGGUCCAGGAUCAGACAGGCUCAGGAGACCGACAUCUGUAACUUCUACAUGCUGACUCUGGACAAGGAUCGAAUCAUCGACGCCGGUCCGAAGGGGAACGAGGCUCGCUUCAUGAACCACUGCUGUCAGCCCAACUGUGAGACGCAGAAGUGGACGGUGAGCGGAGACACCAGGGUGGGUCUGUUCGCUCUCAUCGACGUCGCUGCAGGCACAGAGCUCACCUUCAACUACAACCUGGAGUGUUUGGGGAACGGGAAGACAGUCUGUAAAUGUGGAGCUCCGAACUGCAGCGGCUUCCUGGGGGUCAGGCCAAAGAACAACCCUCCAUCUGACGAUAAAGGGCGUAAGAUGAAGAGGAGGGGUAAGAGGAAGAAGGUGCUGGUGACCAAAGAGCGGGAGGACGAGUGUUUCAGCUGCGGAGACGGAGGACAGAUGGUCUCCUGUAAGAGGCCCGGCUGCCCCAAGGUUUACCACGCAGACUGCCUGAACCUCACCAAGAGGCCUGCAGGUCGCUGGGAGUGUCCGUGGCAUCAGUGUGAUGUCUGCUGUACGGAGGCUUCCUCUUUCUGCGAGAUGUGCCCCAGCUCGUUCUGCAAACUGCACCGCGACGGCCUGCUCUUCAUCUCCAAGCUGGACGGGAAGCUGUGCUGCAGCGAGCACGACCCCUGUGGUCCGGACCCCCUGGAGCCGGGGGAGAUCAGAGAGUACAGCACCCCUCCCAGAGCCCUGACCUCGGGGCUGGGCAUGGCCGUCAUCCCCUCCUCUGGCCCAAACACCUCCGGGACCACCGGACAGAACCAGAACUCCAGGAAGGUGCGAGAGGUCGUCGAUGCUGAGACACUUCCUGCUUUCUCCAUUCCGGUUGCCAUCACUAUCCCCGUCCCCCCCGGCUCCUCGUCUCCUCCCAGCAGCCCUCCAGUGUACGACCUCCCUCACUACUCGCCCAUAUCCUCGUAUGAAGAAGAGAGAGACGUAGAAGAGGAAGAGGAAGAGGAGGAGCUUCUGGAUGAAGUGGAGGAGGAGUCGGAGGAGGAGUCGGAGGAGGAAGAAGAAGGUGAGGACACGAGCCAGAAAUCAGAUCCUCAUGAAGAGGAUGGAGAGGCAGUGAUGGAGUACGUGGAGAUCAAAGAUGAUGAAGAAGAGGAGGAGGAUGAGGAGGAGGAUGAGGAGGAGGGGGAGGAGGAAGAGGAGGGGGAGGAGGGGGAGGAGGAGGGGGAGGAGGAGGGGGAGGAGGAAGAGGAGUGACGCAUGUUGGAUUAUUAUAUCUGCAGCGAGAGCCCUCAGCAAAUGAAGAUUUCCCGACCACACGUAGCCCGGUCUGUCACUGUUUGUAUCUGAUGAGCUCGUGGACAUAUGGAGGAACAUUUUAGGACAAUAAUAAUAAAUCAACACAUAAAAUAAAUAAGAAUAAAAUACUGUACAGAACCAUAUUUAUACACAGCAGAUAUUAUUUAUUUAGUUUUGUCCUCACAAUCCUAACACUCUUGACGCAGUGACUUUGCACACACUGGCGCAGACUGCACCUUCAAACUCGAGAUCUGACAAAGAAAAUCAUCUGGGACUUCUCCAUGAAAAUGACUUUGUAAACAUAUUUCUCACCGAUUUCUCCUGCCGGUUUGUUUUAGUAUUUGCAGUAUUGCAAGAAGCUUCAUGUAGUUGAAGAGAGUUGUUGUAUCUGCAGAGUGUACUGUAGGUGUUUCGUGCUAGAAAAGACUGCAUCUUCAGUCCAUGUUAUUAACCUUGACUUGGUUGCAUUUGAAUCAAAUGGUGACCACGUGUUUGAAAGACCCAGAAACACAUUACAUGUUCUCUUAAUAACUCAAUGAUCUGCUAUCAGCACAGCUUCAACUGGCCUAAGAAUUAAUUCCUUGGGAGUUUUAAAAUAUCAGUUUAACUACAGUAUGUAUAAUAAGAUUUUACUCGACCCAGGCUUCCAUUUUACUCCCCUGCGUAUUUCCUACGGUGCUUCACAGUCAGACGAUCUACGAUAAUAUGUGAAAGUGCCACAUGAUGGGCUGCCUGGUGUAGCUUCAAGAUGAAAUCCACGACGCGAACAAGAGGCUUUUUGUUGGUUUUAGACCGAAGCUGGCAACAUUUGACCAUUUCAUGCCAAAAAAACUGCUGAGGAUUCAGUGUGACUGAGAAUAGUCCUCGUGCUUCAGAGAAAGUGUUUAUAAACCGUCACAGGACGCUAAAGCUGUCUCGUAGGUUAAUUAGCUGCUCUACAAGGAGACAUAGCAGAGAUAGCACUAUGUGUGUAUGCUGUGCUCUGUAGUAAUUAUUUAUGAACUGUUCUGUGAUGAAGAUGAGGAGAUCCAUCAAGGGGAAUCAAAGGUCUUCAACGGGAUGUUCAAACAGACUCCCACCAUGACGCUUGCACUUGUUUUUUUGCCAAUGCGUGUUUUCGCUCUGUCUUCAAGCUUAAUAUGGUCUGUGUGUUAUCUGCCAAUGCCUUAGUGUAUUUCUUUGGAGAUAUUUUGAAGGAAUGGUUUCCCUACUUAUGCCUUUUUACAGUUUCCCGAAAGCAAUGUUUCAUUCCUGUGUAAUUAUGAUCUCAACCAUUGACCUGUUAAAUCGACUGCUAUAUAUAUAUAAAUAUAUAUGGAAAAGAAAAUAUGAAAUAA